AAAAUAGACAUUAGAUCUUAGAAUUAUUUACUACACACUGUAGACGAUAAAACUGCUAGGAUAGGAUGGUACAGUGCACUCUAUCAAAGCAACUAUAUAAAAGCAAUUAUAUUAAAACCACCAGAAAGAAAUAGUUAUUAAAGCAGAGAUUGAUGUUAUUCACCCAUGACAAUGACCAUGGGCAAAAUCUCUUUCACUCAGCCUUGAGGACUAACUUUAAGGGGUGUCCCUACCCAAAGGAGAAAUCUUCAUACACACUCCAAGAAGGGAUAUGUUAGAAGAACCUAACCAUAUGGAAAUGGACUGGACUUUUAUAGUGUACAGUGCCUGACUGCCAGUCAUAUAUCUCCAGGUCAGCUUAGCAGCUUGGCUGCCAAAUCUUUACCUCAUUGUCAGGAUGCUAAUUUGGGAGUUGAUGGGUCAGACUGGUGUUGUCAUAAUUCAACACCAAAACCAGCUUGAUGCCCUCUCUCAGUCCACCACUGGACUAAUAGCCUUGUAAAUAGGGCAUUGGCCAAGUUGCUUGACCACAUUCCAGGGCAGGGCAUCCUGCUAAACGUCUUCAACUAGAUCAGGUCGCUCUGAGCCCAGUCCAGCCUGGCUUUGACCACUUCUGGGGAUGGUGUAUCCACCACCUGUUCCAGCAUCUCACCACCCUCACCGUAAAAAUACCUUACAUCUAGUCUAAAUCCGCCCUCUUUCAGUUUAAAGCUAUUCCCCGUACCACUACAUGCCCAUGUAAACAGUCCCUUUGCAGCUCUCUUGCAGGUCCCCUUUAGGUACUAAACGGCUGGUGUAAGGUCCCUUCAGAGCGUUCUCUUCUCCGGGCUGAAAUCCCGAACUCUCUCAGGCUGUCUUCACAGGAGCGGUGCUUUGCCUCCCUCCUCAGGACUAGCUUCAACAGGUCUUUCCCGCGCCGACUGCCUCGGAGCUGGGCGCAGCACUCCAGGUGCUGGGGUCUCACAAGGGCAGAGGAGGGGGGACAAUGUCCUCCGUCCCCGGCCGGUCACGGUUCGGCGGUGCCGCCUGGGCCGCGGCUUUGCCCGGGCUGCGGCGCUCCGGCCGCCCCGGCCGCCCUGGGCCCGGCACGGCCGCCGGGCGGCAGCAGCGGCCCCGCAGAGGCGGCGCCCGCUGAGGCGACGUGUCCCUGCCCCGGCCGAUGGCCGCCGCGCUGCUCCGCGCCCGCGCUGACUGAUGUAUUUGAAGAGGCCGGCGGGCGGCCUCGCCUUCUGCCUCUUCUACCUGGCCUCCAGCUUCACCAACAAGUAUGUCCUGUCUGUCCUGCAAUUUACCUACCCUACCCUUUUUCAAGGGUGGCAAACAUUGGUGGGUGGACUUCUGCUUCACAUCUCCUGGAAGUUGGGAUGGGUGGAGAUAAACCUGUGUUCAAGGUCUGAAAUCCUCUCAUGGCUUCCUGCAUCAGUACUUUUUGUGGGCAUUAUUUAUGCUGGCUCCAGGGCACUGUCUAGAUUGCCAAUCCCAGUGUUCCUCACUGUGCACAACGCGGCAGAAGUCAUAACCUGCGGGUUCCAGAAGUUUGUGCAGAAAGAGACGUCUCAUCUGAAAGUCUGUAGUGUGCUCUUCCUCCUGGCAGCAGCAGUGUGCCUUCCUUUGUGUGACACGCAGUUUGAUCCAAAUGGAUAUUUAUGGGCUCUAAUUCACUUGAUCUGUGUUGGGGCUUACAAAGUAUUUCACAAGUUGUGGAAACCUGGAUCUUUAAGUGAUCUGGACCAACAGUACAUCAACUAUGUAUUCAGUGUAGUGCUGUUGGCCUCUGCAUCCCAUCCAGCAGGUGAUCUCCUCAGUGCCUUGGAUUUUCCAUUCCUGUACUUCUACAGGUUUCAUAGCAGCUGCUGUGCCAGAUAUGUGGGAUUUGGAGGAAAACCUAUGCAAUGUAAGUGGACUGUUGGGAUUCUUUCUGAUGUUGCACACAGUGAAGCUAAAAAGCAGCACAACCUCGGGGCAAUAUGCAGCCUGGAGUUUCCUUGCAAAGCAAAGAUCCUGCACUUUGUGCAAGACUGUUUCAAGAUCUCUGCUCACCCAACCUGGGAAAACUGUGCAGCUACAAGCCAAAACCCUGUGAGAAAGGGAGAAUUGUGUCCUAGACCCAUCUGGACUCUACUGGUUAUCACUGCUAGCUUAUCACCCUUCUUCUUUGUCAUGACUGCCAAUGUACUAACAAUUUCUUGCCUUGUGAUCGGUGGAGUUGGAGAAGCAUUGCUUGUUUACACUGAAAGGACAGGCACAUAAAGAGGAACCAGAUCUCACCAGCUGGAAAAGAGCUGACUUGCAGCCUAGAGACACUAUCAUGAAAAAAAGUGGCAGCAGGAAUGAAGAAGUGCAACCAGACAUGAGGAAAGGGAUCUAUUGGGGUUUUUUUAAUUAAUAAAAUAACCUAUGCUAUUAAUAGUGCUUGUAAGGGAGCAGCAUAGUUCGCAGAGAUGGUAAGGAGCCUUUGCCUCAAAGCACAAGAUCAACUAUAUCAGAUUGAUGUGGUAAAGAAAAAACUGCACUGUAUCAUGCUGAUGGCUCUGUGUGAGCACCACUCAGUAGCAGCUCCUUGCACAGGGAGCUAAACUCAGGAAAAGCAGCAUUCCCCACUGGAUGUUCCCAGUGUUGGUUUUUUUGGGUUUUUUUUUUUUUUUUUGUUUUUGUUUGAAGCAGACAGCAGGUCAUACCAAACAAUGUAUAAAUUCGGGAUCUGGAAGGAUGGAUUUUGCCUCCAACUGUUCUGUAAGCAGCAAGCUGCCACACACAGAUCUCUAGUCAUGUUGUCUGAACUGGCACAGGGACUGAGGCCAAAGGGCUUGUGGAGAUAAUCCCCUUCUGGAACUGUGGCAGUUUGACAGCCUUUCAGAAAGGGAAAAUCAGCAAUAAAUCUCAAUAUCUGUA
This is a messenger RNA of Motacilla alba alba, 2892 nucleotides long. RefSeq names its product transmembrane protein 241 (gene SLC35D4). Gene Ontology annotation, cellular component: Golgi apparatus. The record is from RefSeq and is a predicted model, not a curated record. The transcript is spliced from 17 exons. Gene Ontology annotation, molecular function: antiporter activity. Lineage: Eukaryota; Metazoa; Chordata; Aves; Passeriformes; Motacillidae. The coding region runs from base 1195 to 2250 and encodes 351 amino acids.